CAGAAGAAGUCGCCCCAAAAACUACAGCAGUAAGAACUAACGCUACGGUGUUUUUUGUCCUCCCUCCACCAAUUUUUCCACCAAAUCCAGCUUUAUUUCUUUUUGAAGAUGCCCUCCACGCGGAUCCAGUGCGCCCUGGCUCUCCUGGCCGUCGCGCUCUCCGUCUGCAGCGUCUCAGGCGCGCCGUCUGAUGCCAAACUGCGCCAGUUCCUCCAGAGGUCGAUUCUUGCACCGUCUGUAAAACAGGAGCUCACCAGGUACACGCUCGCAGAGCUGCUCGCAGAGCUCGCGCAAGCCGAAAACGAGGUGCUGGACUCGGACGAGGUGUCUCGCGCCGCGGAGAGCGAGGGCGCGCGCCUGGAGAUGGAGCGAGCCGCCGGUCCCAUGCUGGCUCCCCGCGAGCGCAAAGCCGGCUGCAAGAAUUUCUUCUGGAAAACUUUCACGUCGUGUUAAUCGUUUAGUCGAAAUACUUUCCUCAUAGUCUAUAAAUAUCUAUCUAUUUUUUUUCCCUUCCCUCCCCCACACAUACAUACACAUGUAUACAAUUUGUUUUCUUUCUUUAGUUUUCACGCUCACAUCAUGAUGUCUGCAUAAAAUGUAAAUAAAAUAAUAAUAAUAAUAAUAAUUAAAAAAAAGAUGUUCCAUUUAUUAAGUGUUAUCAAUUUACGGUUCUAUGAAGGAAUGUUUUAUGGAUGUAUGGAAAUUCUGUUAGAGAUCUGUACUUUAGAUGGAAAUAUUUAACAAAAACAAAUAUUUUUAAUUGUUUGAAUAAAAUAUAUGUUUCACAGCCAAUGAAUAUAUUUUUUUUAUUAAAUGUUUUCUCUACAGUGUAGCUUUAGUCCAAGUCUUGGUUUAAUAUCAUCUCUGGAGCCUGUAAUGAUGAGAAUUAAUAUCUGUUUAAGUAAAAGUAAGAGAAAGAGCGUGAGGAGAAAGGUUAUGUGGUUUGGAGAGCUGGAAAACUAGCAACCUAAUGGAUUUUAUUCAGUUAAACUGUGUCACUUGAAUGAAGAUUUUAUGAGGAUAUAGGGAAAAGUCUGAUCCUGUUUACAGACUAGAAAAUGAAAAGGCUGUGUUAUACUAACGCUUGCAUAAUGUAACACUAAACUAACACUUCUAUAUUAAAACCUGAUCUCCAUUGUAGCUGUAGUGUAUAAUUUGGCCCGGAGAUUUCGCUGUGUACAUAAAAUACAAACGGCGGACUUGAAAAAAUCAGGUUUCGACUAAAAAUGAGGAUUUCUCUGCUUAAGGUCACGUCGUGUAAGGUUUAUAAAAACAAUCAGAGUGCCUAAAGGUGUAUAAAAUCUCACUAGCUAACUGUCAUUGACUGAGGAAGUUUUGUAUUGUAUACGCCAGGACAAGAGUACCUUCUUACAUUAAAUGGCAUUUGAGGCAUGCUAUGGAUAACUCCAUGGGCAUGGGAGGCAGUAUGAGUAGGGACAAUUGUGAAGCAGUGACAUGGAGCUGAUUACCUUUGCCUUGUCCAGAUUUGAUGAAAAUAAGUGUUGAUUCAUCAGAACGUGUGCUCUGUGGUGUGUC
Molecule: messenger RNA, 1536 nt
Organism: Ictalurus furcatus (blue catfish)
Lineage: Eukaryota; Metazoa; Chordata; Actinopteri; Siluriformes; Ictaluridae
Gene: sst1.1
Product: somatostatin 1, tandem duplicate 1
Exons: 2
Coding region: 109-453 (114 amino acids)
Biological process (GO): regulation of cell migration
Cellular component (GO): extracellular region
Molecular function (GO): hormone activity
Source: RefSeq, a predicted model, not a curated record